GAGCGCAUGCUCAGAAUGUUCCAGCGUGACACGCGUGUGGAGGAAGUGUACUGACAGAUUUGUAGCGGCUGCCAUCCUCACUCUUCAUAUAGAACCGGACAAACUGUGCUUUAUUUACACCCGGUAAAAUGUCGUGGCUGUUCGGAUUGAACAAAGGACAGCCUGAGCCGCCUCCUGGCUUACCGGUUCAGCCUCCACCGCCUCCGCCGCCAGCCGGAGGCUCCGGCAACGGUGGAGAUAAACCCAAGGACAAAUGGAGCAACUUCGAUCCCACCGGGCUGGAGCGGGCUGCCCAGGCGGCUAAGGAGCUCGACAAGUCCCGACAUGCCAAAGAAGCUUUGGAUUUGGCUAGAAUGCAGGAGCAGAGCACUCAGUUGGAACAUCAGAGUAAAAUGAAGGAGUAUGAAGCAGCGGUCGAGCAGCUCAAAGGUGACCAGAUACGUAUCCAGGGUGAGGAGAGGAGGAAAACUCUAAAUGAGGAGACCAAGCAGCACCAAGCGAGAGCUCAGUAUCAGGAUAAGCUGGCCAGACAACGAUAUGAGGACCAACUGAGGCAACAGCAAAUCCUGAAUGAAGAGAACCUUCGCAAACAAGAGGAGUCUGUGCAGAAGCAAGAGGCAAUGAGGAAAGCAACAAUUGAGCAUGAGAUGGAGCUGAGACAUAAGAAUGAGCUUAUGCGUAUAGAGGCAGAGUCUAAAGCUCGAGCCCGUGUGGAGAGAGAGAACGCAGAUAUAAUCCGAGAGCAGAUUCGUCUGAAGGCUGCAGAACACAGACAGACUGUCCUGGAGUCUAUAAAGACUGCAGGUGCUGUGUUUGGGGAAGGAUUCAGGGCCUUCGUGUCAGACUGGGACAAAGUUACUGCCACAGUGGCAGGACUGACCCUUUUAGCGGUGGGAGUGUAUUCAGCCCGAAAUGCAACCGGGGUAGCUGGACGUUAUAUUGAGGCCAGACUUGGGAAGCCAUCUCUAGUGCGAGAGACGUCCCGAUUCACAGUGGGAGAAGCAGUCAAGCAUCCGAUCAAGACAGUCAAACGGCUAAGGAGUAAACCUCAGGAUGCCCUUGAGGGAGUUGUGCUCAGUCCUUCUUUGGAAGAGCGUGUGCGUGACAUUGCCAUAGCAACAAGAAACACAAGGCAGAACAACGGACUUUACAGGAACAUCCUCAUGUAUGGUCCUCCAGGAACAGGCAAAACACUGUUUGCAAAGAAGCUGGCGAUGCACUCUGCGAUGGACUAUGCCAUUAUGACAGGUGGUGAUGUAGCACCUAUGGGCCGUGAUGGUGUGACUGCCAUGCACAAAGUGUUUGACUGGGCCAACACGAGUCGACGCGGACUGCUGCUGUUUGUUGAUGAAGCUGAUGCAUUUCUCCGCAAGAGAGCCACUGAGAAGAUCAGCGAAGACCUCAGAGCCACUUUGAAUGCAUUCUUGUACCGCACUGGAGAGCAGAGCAACAAAUUUAUGUUGGUGUUGGCCAGUAACCAACCGGAGCAGUUCGAUUGGGCCAUAAAUGACCGAAUAGAUGAAAUAGUGAAUUUUGGUCUGCCAGGUCCUGAGGAGAGGGAACGCCUGGUCCGCUUGUACUUUGACAAAUAUGUGCUACAGCCAGCCACCGGAGGCAGGCAGAGGAUGAAGCUGGCACAGUUUGACUAUGGCAAGAAGUGCUCAGAGAUAGCAAAGCGGACAGAGGGUAUGUCGGGAAGAGAGAUCUCCAAGCUGGGUGUGGCCUGGCAGGCGGCAGCAUAUUCCUCUGAGGAUGGUGUUUUGACAGAGGCUAUGAUUGAUGCUCGGGUUGAUGAUGCUGUCAAACAACACAUUCAGAAGAUGGACUGGCUGCAUGGAGACGAGGAGGCUCAGGCAAGGAGUCUCACGCCCCCAACAGCCGGGGCAGCAGGCAUUGGAGGAAAAAUGGGGUUUUCUCUACCCCCCAGUGAAGCACCUCAGGCUCAGGAGGUGAUCACUCCGGUCCUUGAGGUGAAUGCAAAGCAAAAAAGUGAAACAAUACCACCUCCAACUGUCAGUGACCAACCAGCAGAGGGCAAAAGCGACAUCCCUCCUCAGGUUGAGGAGGUGAUUGCUUCGGCCCUUGAGGUGAAUGCAAAACAAAGUGACACAACACCACCUCCUUCUGUGAGUGACCAAUCGGCAAAUGACAAAAGUGACAUCCCAGUUGGACAGGACUGUGAAGAAGUUGUUAAAGCUGACGUUAAGAUGGCAGAGGAGGGUUUAAACCAACCUGAGGCCUCCACUGACAGUGUGAGCAAGAUGGAAAGAGAAGACAAGGCUGGUUCCUCUCCACCAAAGGAUGGAACUCCAGUUUGAGUUGUACGGAGGCUGUCUGGAUUAGAAGUUAUUAGUGUACUGCCCUCUUGACUAACUAGACUGUUGGACUGUCAUUUUGGCAGAAGAUUAGUUAACAGUUGGGAGAGAUAAACAAUUAACCUCUUAUAACACAAAUGAUGCCUGAAAGUCUGUCAUUUUAAUAUUUAAUGUAUACACUGUAAGGGAUGACUUUACAUAGAAACCAGAUGAUGUUUCUGUAAUUACACUAUAAAUGUUGUGCAAGGUGAAGUUCGUUUGCAGAGAUGAUUAAAUGGAUCAAUGUUUUCAUAAGAAGUAAAGAUUGUGACGUAAUUUUGCAAAUAAUUUGCAUGAUUAUAAUAUGGAAACACUCAGCUGUAUUGAAGAAAAGCUCUGAAAUCUUCUCA
Melanotaenia boesemani (Boeseman's rainbowfish) is the source of this 2704-nucleotide messenger RNA. RefSeq names its product ATPase family AAA domain containing 3 (gene atad3). Gene Ontology annotation, biological process: mitochondrion organization. NCBI's taxonomy places the organism in Eukaryota, Metazoa, Chordata, Actinopteri, Atheriniformes, Melanotaeniidae. The record is from RefSeq and is a predicted model, not a curated record. Bases 129 to 2318 code for a protein of 729 amino acids. Gene Ontology annotation, molecular function: zinc ion binding; ATP binding; ATP hydrolysis activity. The transcript has 16 exons. Gene Ontology annotation, cellular component: mitochondrion.